Oryzias melastigma (Indian medaka) is the source of this 3039-nucleotide messenger RNA. RefSeq names its product scaffold attachment factor B (gene safb). The coding region runs from base 140 to 2563 and encodes 807 amino acids. Gene Ontology annotation, cellular component: nucleus. Gene Ontology annotation, molecular function: sequence-specific DNA binding; RNA binding. The transcript is spliced from 21 exons. The record is from RefSeq and is a predicted model, not a curated record. Lineage: Eukaryota; Metazoa; Chordata; Actinopteri; Beloniformes; Adrianichthyidae. Gene Ontology annotation, biological process: regulation of transcription by RNA polymerase II; regulation of mRNA processing.
GCGCAUGCGCUGUAGCAGUAGCUUGUUUCGCAGCGUCCGCCAUUUUGCACUCUUGCUAGCUAACGUCGGAGCUGCAGAAUAAGGACGUCCAGCGUUUGCCGCGACACCGAGGUUCGGAUCAGUUUAACGGGCCAGCACGAUGUCGAACACGUCAGCAGACGCGGAGCUUCCCGAGAACGCCGAAGUCCGCAAAUUAUCGGAACUGAGAGUUAUCGAUCUGAAGGCCGAGUUGAAGAAGCGAAACCUGGACACGACUGGGGUCAAGAGCGUGCUGUCAGAGCGUCUCAAAAAGGCAAUUGAGGAAGAAGGUGGGAAUCCAGACGAGAUCGUUGUCGUCCAAGAGUCGACCCCCAAAAGAGCAAGUGUUACUCCCAAACGAGCUAGCAAAGGUGUCACGCUUGAAAGCAUUGAAGCAGAAGACGCCUGUAUGGAGGAGGAUUCUCGCGGUGAUCACGAGGAGCUUCUGGAUGACCAUGAGAACAUGCAGGACAUGGACAUCCUCGACAUGAAUAUUCUGGACGACACGGAAAACGACAGCGGCAUUCCGACCGAGGAUCACCUGGACGACGGCGAGAAUUUCGACAGAGAAUUUGACGCAGGAUUGGAUGAAGAACACGACUUUAGGAAUUAUGAAUCGGAAGAAGAAGGAAGAAGUUUAGAGCUGGAGCACUGUCAGCUGUUGGAUAACGAUGAAGAUGGACAAUGUUUAUCCUCUAAAAUGGAUGGAGACGGAGAUGGACCUGGAGAACAAACAGAAAAUGACAAAGUAGCCGGGUCUUGUUUAUCUGAGCCGCUUAAAGAAGAUCCCCACCAGAGCCGCGAGUCGGGCCCUGAAGAAGAGCAAGCCGCCACCGCCGGAGGGGAAGCCAGUGUGUCCAAGGCUGACGACGCUGCCUGUGGAGAUGUGGGAAGCGACCAGGAUAAUGUGGAGCCCGGAGCCAAAGAGGUUGGGGACGCGGGGAAAGUCCCAGAAGAGACAUUUGACGCUGAAAACGAAAGCUCGCAGGCUGUUAGUGUAAGCAAACAGGGCGGCACAGGUGAAACUGUUGGUUCAGAAAUGGGGUCUAAGAAGGGUGAGGAGGAUGAGAAGACGGAAGAGAGCGCUGCUGCGGAUUCUGGCCUGAAAGAGUCCUCCUCUGUUGAGGGCGAUGAUCAGAAGAAGAGCUCUGAGGAAAAAGACGGGAAAGCAGAGUCAAAGGAUGAAAAGGCCGCUGGAAGUGGUGCUGCCGCAAGUAGCCGGAAUCUGUGGGUCAGUGGUCUGUCCUCCACCACCAGAGCGACUGAUCUGAAAACGCUCUUCAGCAAAUAUGGAAAGGUUGUCGGAGCGAAGGUGGUGACGAACGCCAAGAGUCCCGGCGCUCGCUGCUAUGGCUUUGUCACCAUGUCGUCCACAGAGGAAGCCACCAAAUGCAUCAGCCAGCUUCACCGGACCGAGCUUCACGGGAAGAUGAUCUCUGUGGAGCGGGCUAAAAACGAGCCGGCGGGGAAGAAACCUGCAGAGAAGUCCGGUGCCGAGAGGAGACAGUCCACCGACUCCAAGUCCGAUGGAAAGGAAGAGAAAUCUGAGGGAGAAGGAGACGGUAAAGGGCGAAACGAGAGGACCGUGGUCAUGGACAAGUCUAAAGGAGAGCCGGUUAUCAGCGUGAAAACCAAAAGCAAGAGCCGGGACCGGAGCACAAAGAGCCGCGACCGUAAAUCCUCCAGCAAAGACAGGAAAGACAUCCUGACGUUCGAACAGAUCAAGAAGCAGAGGGAGCGGGAGCGGCAGAGGCAGUUUGAGAGGGAGCUCCGGGAGUUGGAACGCCGCCGAUUUACCGAUCGGGACAACCGUCCGGACCGUGAGCGCGAGCGGAUCCGUCUGUUCCGUGAAAGAGAAGAGCAGAAGCACCUGCUGCGGAAGAGACACUGGCUGGAGACGGAGAGGGAGCGCCUCGAGGCCGACCGCAUGGAGCGACAGUUCCUGGAGCGCGAAAGGAUGCGCAUCGAGUACGAGAGGAGGCGCGAGCAGGAGAGGAUUAUGAGGGAGCGCGAGGAGCUGAGGCGGCAGCAGGAGCAGCUCCGCUACGAGCAGGACCGGCGCCCUUUCAAAAGGCCUUACGACAUGGAGGGCAGGAAGGAGGAGUGGCCUGACAAGCGCAUGGCCAUGGACGACCGCUACGGCCGCUCCGACUUUAGCCGCCAGGAUCGCUACCAGGAUUUUGAUCACAGAGACCGGGGCCGAUUCCAAGACAAUCCUCGGGGGGUGGGCCCCGACAGAGAUGGACAGCACUUUUCUGAGAGACACGGCAGAGAGUCGUGGAGUGGGGGCUACGACAAGCGCAUGAACCCCAGGGACGGCGGCCGUGACUGGGAUUCCGGUCGGAAGAUGGACGGAGACCGGUCUUGGCAAGGUCGUGACGGCGCCGUGGCGGGCCAGAGCCACAUGGCUCGUGGAGGAAUGGCGGGUCGUGGAGGCUACAUGAACGCCGGAGCCUCUCAGUCGCUGUCCGGACCUCUGAACAGAACAAACCCCAUGAUGCCGAGCGGCGGAAUGCAGGGGGGAGCGUUCGGCCGGCGUUACUGAUCUGUUGAAAGAUGAACUUUGUCAGACGGUCAUUUCCGGGUGGACGUGACUGUCUUGCUUUUGUAUAUUACAAGUUUUUGUCAUCCAUUAUUGAUGGACUCCUCCCACUUCCUGUUCUGGGCGCCGCAGUGCAAACACUGACAGUGUGAAGGAGAGCGUCUCCAAAGCUGUAAGAAAUGUUUACCUGGACUGACGGACCUGACCUCACCGAAAGCCUCAUGUCUCUGGUCUUUUUUAGAAUGAAGAUGCUUCUGGUUUUGCCUUUUUUCUUUUAAUUACGUCAUGUUUUUCUUUAAAGUUUGCUUGUUAGAUCUUCCAGUUAAGAAGAAGACUGAAAUGUCGAUUGUAAUGAGUCAAACAUGUUUGAGUUUGUGCAGAACGUUUUGGUUCCUCUGAUUAUGGAUGGGUCUUUUAAUACCACAGCCGACAUCUUGUAAAAUCCACAAGGAGAAAUAAAAAUAAGAAGUUUUUCAGGA